This is a messenger RNA of Psammomys obesus (fat sand rat), 4038 nucleotides long. RefSeq names its product zinc finger protein 804B (gene Znf804b). Lineage: Eukaryota; Metazoa; Chordata; Mammalia; Rodentia; Muridae. Gene Ontology annotation, cellular component: nucleus. The transcript is spliced from 4 exons. Bases 1 to 4038 code for a protein of 1345 amino acids. The record is from RefSeq and is a predicted model, not a curated record.
AUGGCUUGUUACCUGGUCAUCAGUUCCAGACACCUGAGCAAUGGGCACUACCGGGGCAUUAAGGGAGUCUUCAGAGGGCCCCUCCGCAAGAACGGAUCUCCGUCUCCGGAUUUUGCAGAAAAGAAGUCUACAGCAAAAGCUCUGGAAGACGCAAAAGCAAACUUUUACUGUGAAUUAUGUGACAAGCAGUAUAACAAACACCAGGAGUUUGACAAUCAUAUUAAUUCUUACGACCAUGCUCAUAAGCAGAGAUUGAAAGAAUUAAAGCAACGAGAAUUUGCUCGAAACGUAGCUUCCAAGUCAUGGAAAGAUGAGAAGAAGCAGGAAAAAGCCCUUAAGCGACUCCACCAGCUGGCUGAGCUGAGGCAGCAGUCUGAAUGCGUUUCUGGAAAUGGACCAGCAUACAAAGCCCCAAGGAUAGCUAUGGAAAAGCAGCUCCAGCAGGGAAUUUUCCCGGUUAAGAAUGGCAGAAAGGUCUCCUGCAUGAAGAGCGCUCUUCUCCUUAAGGGAAAGAGUGUGGCCAGAAGCAGCAUGGAUAAGCAGCGGUUUGCCACGCCAAGCCGACAACAGCUACAAUCAGACAGGCGGCACUUAUUUGGAAACAAGACAACACAAACAUCUUCAGAUCUCGGCACUGCAAGUCACAGGACAGGAGUUUCAUUUUCAUUUUCAAAAAAAGCCUACCUAAAAUUAGAAUCCUCUGCCUCGGUUUUCAGCGAGAACACAGAAGACACCCAUGAAUGUAACAAGUCACCCACCUAUAAAGUCAAACAAGCAGUAGAGAGCUGCAAGUGUUGCAGAUUUGCAAGUGAAGAUCCAGACCUUCCAAAGAAAGAAGGUGUCAUCUCAUCGAGCCAUCUGGAGGGUGUUUUAAACAACACCUUUUUGAUGAACCCUAAAUUUUCAAAAAACAAAAAUGAAUCUUUUAAUGGAAGACUGAAAGAUUCAGCAGGCAUCCACCGUGCUUUCUCUAAGUCUAACCUCCAUCUUUCAGAAACAGAUUUUACCCUUUCCAGCAGAGAGAAAGAAAUUAGGAAUGCACUGAAGGAUACUUCAGAAAACUGCAUUAAUCAUCCAUGCCAAGCAAAUGAACCCUCCGGUCCACCAAACAUUUGCAAGCAUAGUGAGAAUAGGUGGUAUGAAAGUCUGGGUGAGUUUUUGCCUUCAGGACCAAGUGAACAAAAGACUAAAGCACAACGGAAUCCUGACUCUAGAACGGAGGACAGAGCAAAGUCUCUAGAUGAAGUAGAAAGAGACAGCAAAAAUGUGCAAAGACUUUGCAGAGAAAGUUGUCCACAUGAUGUAAAAUCCAAAACACUGCCUUUCAUCCAUGUACAGAGCAAGGAUGGUCACACUACUCUAAAGUGGCCCACAGAACUUCUGUUCUUUACCAGAACAGAACCUUGCAUAUCUUAUGGCUGUAAUCCAUUAUAUUUUGAUUUCAAACUUUCUCGAAACGCAAAGGAUGAACAUAGUUCAGAGAAUAUAAAAAUAGAAUUGGAGAAAGAAGUUUUGGAAAAGAAGACAAAAACAGAGAGCCAAGGCUCAGGUUUAAUUAAAGAACAACAAAAAUUGACCCAAGAUAAACAAUCUCUGAAACCAAAGAUGCUUAUGGCUAACCCAGAUUGGGAAAAGAUCCAGAGAAAAUAUAAUUUGGGCUACAAUGAUUCUGACUCUACUAUGAGUGAACAUGGUAGUCUAAGAGACUUGGAAAUGAAAAGUCCUGAAGUGCCUGCUUACCUUAAUCUGUCUCUAACGGAUGGCUUAGGAAAUGAUGAUAGCGAUGAUAUUGAAUUUAUGGAACUCUCAAAUGUCCACUGGAAAAGCUGCAAAAAGACAGUUCAAAAUAAUGUUCAGGAGGGUCUAUCUUGCUCGCCUCACAUUUCUAGGACUAGAACGCAUAAGCUGAAUCCUUGCAGUUCACAUUCAGAGUCCGAAGAAGAAAAUCAGUGUACCUGGAACUUCAGUUCUUACACUUCAGGGGAUCCCUCUGAACAUGGGAAGGACAUCAGUGGAAGUUUCAAUGCCUGCAACACCAGCAUGGCCAGUGGAGCUUCCAAAAAUGGGGAAAGAAAUCAUGGGAAACGUUCGUCAGUGUCACCUCUGAGGGGCCACCCCAGAACUCUGGAUGAAGCUUCCAGAAACGUGUCCAGCUGGAGAAACAUAUGUUCAAGUUAUAGGCCCAAUGGCAGUGACAGCAGUCACCUGCUCUACCUUUGUGAAAGAGAACGUGACUCAGCUGAGAGGCACAUGUGGAAAAACAGAAAGCACAAUUGUCUCUAUUUGUCUGAUGCACCAAUAAACAGUAACUGUCCUCACUCAGAUACACAGAGAGACAGCAAUGGUAACCGAUGGGACUUAUUUAAAACUAAAAGACCAUCAAAACACAGAGACUGUCAGUGCAGAGAAAGGUAUGAGCUGGGUAAAAAUCACCCGUUCACAGGUCCCAAGCCCCCAAGAAUUUGUCAUUGUGAUUCUGGCUCACAGGUUUCCCUUGAUGCAAAUAGUGAUAAGCUCUUGAUUGGUCAGGGACCUCAGCACAGCAAAUCAGGCUCUUAUUUGAGACAGAGAGCUUACUGCUUAGACAAAAACAAGAGAAGCCAAAAGUCUUUGGCCAGACUUCACAUUUGUGAUGUGGGAAAAGUCAAGUGCAUGCGACAAUGCAACUCAGACACGCUCAACUACCUUCCAAGGAGCUGUGUAGCCGGCCCUUCAGAAACCACACAGUCAAACAUUCCAGAUGGAGAAAGGCCAUCCCUGACAGCCAAGGGUCUUCUAGAAAGAGUGCAAGCCAAGAAGUGUCAGGAGCAAUCGAAAAAGUUCAGGAUCUCCCCAAACAGUUGUUUAAAAGAAUCAGAGACUCAUUCACAAAUCCAACACACAGUUCAACCUGAACUGCAACAUAGCAACAGAAUGGCAUUGCCUUUUUUGAAGAAGAGACAACAUAUGUGCAAAAGAAGAGAUAAUAAAGGCCAUAGAGUUCACCAGAUUGCUGACAAAGAAAGAGUUGAAAACUUACAAAAACCUGGUUUUACUAUUUUAACAGACACUCAAUGUGAAAACUAUCUCUCCACAGGCCUAAGUCAUUCAAUGCCAGGCUCUCAGUCUUCAAGUGGAAAAAAGAACCAGACAACAAAAGAGCAAUCUAAAUCUUCAAUUAGCACAGUCCAACCUUUUCUUCAAAGCUGUGACCCAGUACCAAAUGAUUUCCUCGGUGCUUUUCCAUCUAAUAGAUAUACUGGUGUAACCAAUUCAACAGAGACCAAAGAGGAGCAGAUAAAUCUAGACUCACAGGAUGUAAGCAUGUCUAUAAAUCAUGUAGAGGGGAAUAUAAACUCUUACUAUGACAGAACAAUGCAGAAGAAUGACAAAGCGGAAGAUGAAUUAGAAGUGUGUCAUAAAUCUCUCUCACCCCCUUUAAUUCAACAGCCCAUAACAUUUUCCCCCGACGAAAUGGAUAAGUACAAGCUCCUUCAGCUACAAGCACAGCAGCACAUGCAGAAGCAGCUCCUGUCAAAGCAUCUCCGAGUUUUGCCCGCUUCAGGGCCCCCUGCCUUCUCCCCAGCCUCAGCCGUGCAGACAGUUCCAGUCCACCAGCAUACAUCCAUCACCACCAUCCACCACACGUUCCUACAGCAUUUUGCUGUUUCGGCUUCCAUAAGUUCUCACAGCAGUCCCCUCCCCAUCGCUCAUUUACACCCUCUACCACAGCCACACUUUACUCCCUUUUCGUUUUCAGCCAUGGCUCCAGCCAUUAUCCCUGCACACACUGCUUUCCUAGGUCAUCCCCUGCACUUAGUCACCACCGCCCCCUUUCACCCAUCGCAUAUAGCAUUUCAGCCCCUGCCUUCUGCAGCCUUUAUCCCCACCUUGUUUGGUCCUCAUUUAAACCCAGCCACAACUUCUAUCUUCCACCUGAAUCCUUUAAUCCAGCCAAUGCUACAAGGUCAAGAUCUUUGCCAUCACUCUUGCUCCAGUCAGAUGCAACAGUUAAAUAGCGUGAAGGAGGCCUUAAACAUGGCACUACACUUGAACUAA